Molecule: messenger RNA, 2739 nt
Organism: Empidonax traillii (willow flycatcher)
Lineage: Eukaryota; Metazoa; Chordata; Aves; Passeriformes; Tyrannidae
Gene: WBP11
Product: WW domain binding protein 11
Exons: 12
Coding region: 115-2070 (651 amino acids)
Biological process (GO): mRNA cis splicing, via spliceosome
Cellular component (GO): spliceosomal complex
Source: RefSeq, a predicted model, not a curated record
GAGAGGCCGCGGCUGCACCGGGAGGGAGUCGGGCCCGGCCCGGCCCGGCCCGGCAGAGGGGUCUCUCCCUAUUUUUUAAGUUUGUUUUGUUGAGGCAGAAGAAAAAAGAUCAAAAUGGGGCGGAGAUCUACAUCAUCCACCAAGAGUGGGAAGUUUAUGAAUCCCACGGAUCAGGCCCGGAAGGAAGCUAGGAAAAGGGAACUAAAGAAGAACAAAAAGCAACGAAUGAUGGUACGAGCAGCUGUACUGAAGAUGAAAGAUCCAAAGCAGAUUAUCCGGGACAUGGAAAAAUUGGAUGAGAUGGAGUUUAACCCAGUACAACAGCCGCAACUUAAUGAAAAAGUGCUGAAGGAUAAACGCAAAAAACUCCGUGAGACGUUUGAACGUAUCUUGCGGCUCUAUGAGAAGGAGAAUCCUGACAUCUAUAAAGAACUGCGCAAGUUGGAAGUGGAGUACGAGCAGAAGAGAUCACAACUCAGCCAGUAUUUUGAUGCUGUCAAGAAUGCUCAGCAUGUUGAAGUGGAAAGUAUCCCCUUACCAGAUAUGCCUCACGCUCCCUCCAACAUCCUCAUACAGGACAUUCCCCUUCCAGGGGCCCAGCCACCUUCUAUCCUCAAGAAGACAUCAGCCUAUGGACCUCCAGUUCGGUCCAUUUCUGUACUUCCUCCUCCUGGGCUUGGUGUUCCACGUUUACCUCCAGGCAGGAAGCCCCCUGGACCUCCACCAGGGCCACCCCCUCCUCAGGUCCUGCAGAUGUAUGGCCGUAAAGUGGGUUUCACCUUGGAAAUGGCUCCUCGAAGGCGAGAGGAGGAGAUUUCUUACAGUUCUGAAGCAGGACAGCGAGGGCAUGAUGAUGAUAUGUCCAGCACUAGUGAAGAUGAAGGUUAUCCUGAGGAUAUGGAUCAAGACAAGCAUGAUGAGAGCAGCGAUGACAGUGACAGCGAUAGGUCAGAUGCGGACAGUGAAGGCGAGGACUUCCUGCAUCGUGACAAUGACAAGGAGAGGGAAGGUGGUGAAGAAAAGAAAUCAGGUCAUAGUGUCCGGUUUGCAGACAUGCCUGGGAAGUCACGAAAAAAGAAAAAGAACAUGAAAGAACUGACUCCACUCCAGGCCAUGAUGUUACGAAUGGCAGGUCAGGAAAUUCCAGAAGAAGGGAGAGAAGUGGAAGAAUAUUCAGAAGAGGAAGAGGAGGAGGAAGAGGAAUCAGAGUCUGAAGAGACAUCACAGCAACAGCAGCAGCAGCAACAACAGCUCAGUGAGGAAACUCUGGCAGAGACCGGGUCAUCUACUGCAACUUCCCAGACACAGCAGCAGCAACAGACUGCGCAGAGUGUUCCUCCAACUCAGAUACAGGCACCUCCUAUGCCUGGGCCUCCUCCACUAGGACCACCUCCAGCCCCUCCACUGAGGCCCCCAGGCCCACCCACCGGCCUUCCUCCUGGCCCUCCACCAGGAGCUCCUCCGUUCCUGAGACCUCCUGGCUUACCAGGAUUGCGUGGGCCUUUGCCUCGACUGCUGCCACCAGGCCCCCCUCCUGGACGACCACCCGGUCCUCCCCCAGGCCCCCCACCAGGUCUGCCCCCUGGUCCUCCUCCACGUGGUCCUCCUCCUCGUCUGCCCCCUCCUGCCCCACCAGGUAUCCCUCCUCCUCGCCCAGGCAUGUUGCGGCCACCUCUGGUGCCCCCAUUAGGACCUGCCCCACCUGGGCUCUUUCCACCAGCUCCCAUUCCAAAUCCCGGGGUACUGAGCGCCCCACCCAGCUUGAUUCAGCGCCCCAAGGCGGAUGACACCAGUGCAGCCACCAUCGAGAAGAAAGCCACGGCCACAAUCAGUGCCAAGCCGCAGAUCACCAACCCCAAGGCAGAGAUCACCCGCUUUGUGCCCACUGCCUUGCGAGUGCGCCGGGAGAAUAAAGGGGCUUCAGCUGCCUCCCAGAGAAAACAAGAUGAUGAGCCUGCCCUGCCAUUAACCAAAGCUGCCCCCAAGGCUGGAUCGUCUGCCCCUAUCUCUGUACAGACAAAGGAUGAUGUGUAUGAAGCCUUCAUGAAAGAAAUGGAAGGUCUCCUGUGACCUGUCAUAGUCCUAGUCAGCUUUCCUGCCCCUCUGGACAGAUCAGAUCACUGUGGAGGGAGGAGAAGGGAAAGUCCUCCUGCAAGCAACGAAAGGGCUCACAUGACAGGGAAUAGUUCCUUACCCCCCAGGUUAACUUGCCAGUGUGCUGUGAAUAGAUGGGGUGUGGCUGGGGACCUCCUCUCAGAGCUAGAGCAUGUCCACUUGGUGAAAGGAAAUCACAAUAAGGAGGGCAAUGCUGCUCCCCUCAAGUCCUCCCCCUUCCUUGGAGGGAGAUAGUGAUACUCUGGGGAGGGGAGUGUGGGAUAGGGAGGUGACUAUGCUCUGCCUGAAUCCUUACACACCCCGAAUGCUCUGGUGAGGGUAGUGGAACAGGUUUUUUAAGGAGCCAGAAAAGAGUUAGCAGCAUUUCAUACACAAAUGGUUGUCCAGUUUUUAUUUUCUGUACUGGUUGUUUUUUCUGUAAAUAUUUUAUAAUCAUGUUUUUUAGUUGCAGUGAGGUUGAUGAAUCAUCUUUCUUCCAGGGUGGUCAGGGAGAUAAUUUGUUGCGUAUACUGUACACUGGAAUUUUGCACCCUAUCCCCUUUAUGGUCAUCUUGAUGGAUUGUCAUCGGCUGGGGAAACUUCAUUUUGUCUUGUGAAAGACAAUAAAUGUUCAGUGUAUCAAAA